AUGUUUAUGCCAUCAGGUUGGAGGCUGCCCAUGUUUUGUUCCUCCAACCUGAAUGUGGCUCCAUCUUGACAGUAGAGGAGUCCAUGGAUAGACAUAUCAGAAUGGGACUGGGACGUGGAAUUAAAAUGUGUGGCCACUGCGAGAUCCUGCUUUCUCUGUCGGACCGAGCGUAGGUGUUCAGCGAAACGGUCUCCCAGUCUGCGUCGGGUCUCACCAAUAUAUAAAAGGCUACACCGGGAGGACCGAAAACAGUAUACUACACCAGCUGUCCUGACGAAGGAUCUCGGCCCGAAACGUCGACAGUGCUUCUCCCUACAGAUGCUUCCUGGCCUGCUGUGUUCCACCAGCAUUGUGUGUGUGUUGUGUGAUUCCCCUAGUCUGCAGCGCGCGUAGUGGACAAUCGCGGUACUGCAGGGGAUCAGCAGCUUCCGGAACGCGGAAGCAUUCUGAAUAAGGAAGUGCUGGAGUUAACAUGGCUUCGAAAGGAGAGACCGACAGUUUGAGCGAGGAGGUAAUUUGUCCCGUCUGUCUGGAUUUCUUCACCGAUCCGGUGUCACUGGAGUGCGGACACAACUUCUGUCGCUCUUGUAUCACACGGUGUUGGGAAAGGGAGGAGAGAAACUCCUGCCCGGAAUGUAGAGAGGAGUUUGCAGACCGCACCCUCAGGGCCAGUCGGGCCUUAGCAAAUCUGGCUGAAAAAUUUCGAAAUCUAAACCUGAAUCCGAAAGGGAAGGAAAGUAAACGUCACUGCGAGGAACAUGAGGAAGAAUUGAAGCUGUUUUGCGAAACGGACAAAACACCGAUCUGUGUGAUCUGUGCAGUGGCGGAGGAACACAGAGAGCACCGCUUCAGGCCGAUUAAAGAAGCUGUUAAAAACUAUAUGGAUCAGCUAAAAUCUUCCUUAGACUCUCUCACAAAAAAGAAAUCAGACUUCCAGGAAAAGGAGCAGCAACAGAAAGAGAAGAUUUCCGGAGUUCAGGAACAGUCACACAGCCUUCAGUCCCACGUCACAUCCCAGUUUGCUGAACUGCGCCAGAUUAUCACUGAGAAAGAGCAGAGCUUACUCAGGGAUCUCAGGGAAGAAGAGAAGAGGAUUCUCAACCAAAUGGAGAAAAAUCUUCGGGAGAUUCAGGAGAAUAUAAGGAGUAUUCAGGAGGAAAUCACUAAGUUAAAGGAACAGAUGGAUCAGAAAGACAGUGUGAUAUUUCUCAAGGAGGAAGCUCGUCGGAACAGAAGGAUUAAUGACAAUGUCCAGGAAUUGUCAGUGACAGAUGAGACCCUACCGGUUGAAAAAUUCGAUCACCUCUAUUUGUUGAACACAGUGCUGAGAGAAACGCUUGAUGCUAUUAAUCGAGUCUCUGUCACCCUGGAUGUGGAAACGGCGAAUCCGUAUCUCGAGGUGUCUGAGGAUCGGAACAGUGUGAGAUGGACCCGGACCUGGAGGGAUCUCCCUGACACCGGGAAGAGAUUCACAGACUGGGCUUGUGUGCUGGGAUCGGAGGGAUUCACAUCGGGGAGACAUUACUGGGAGGUGAAUGUGACGAGGAAUCAGUUCUGGUUUCUGGGAGUCGCAGCAGAGUCUGUGAAGAGAAAGAGACCGGUCAGACUGAGUCCUGAGACCGGAUUGUGGGUCAUCGGGCGGUAUUGUGACGUGUUACAUCGGGAUUGUGACGUGACCCGUGGUCUCCCCUCCCCCAAGUCCCAUCUCGCUGCCGGUCCCAUCCCCGGGAGGGUGGGAAUUUAUCUCAGUUACGAGUACGGGACAGUUUCAUUUUACAACGCGGAGACCAAGUCCCAUCUCCACACCUUCACUGGGAAUAAAUUCACGGGGAAACUUUAUCCUCUGUUCCGGACUGUGGAUGUAAACCAGUGGCUGAGAAUCUGCUCCGGUUCCUCUCCGGGUCUAUAAACGGGUCGGGUCCCGGAACCUGCGUCAGGAGUAAAGUCCCUGUAAAUAUAAAUGUGCGGAGAGUGCAGCUAAAUACGUGGCUAAGGAGAUGGUGCAGGAGGGAGGGUUUCAUGUUUCUGGUCAAUUGGGCUUUGUUCCCGGGAAGGUGGGGUCGUUCCGACAGGACGGUUUGCCCCUAAACUGGGCCGGGGGGGGGGGGAAUAACAUUCUUGCGAGUAGAUUUGCCAGUGCUGCUCCGGGGAAUUUAAUCUAGAUUUGCAGAGGGAGGGGAACCAGAGUGUUAGAGCAGUUAGUGAGGUGCAGGAGGAUAAGGAACAUGAGAGGACUACAUGUAUAAACGGAAAUGAAAAGAAAAGCAGAUGAUAUACAUAUUCUCAGGUACAUCUAUUUCAAUGCACGGAGUAUUGUCGUAAAACAGAUGAGUUUAGGGCUUGGGUUGACACGUGGGAUAACGUCAUUACUGCUAUUACUGAGGGGCAGAACUGGCAGCUUAAUGUUCUGGUAAAAUUGGAGAACGGCCAAUUUUGUGGAAAUGAAAAAGGAUCUAGGAAGAGUGGAUUGGGAUAAGUUUUUUUUCUGGCAAGGAUGUGUUCAGUAAGUUCACAGGCAUAAGAAAUUAAAUAGAGAUUGGGUUGGAAAUGUUAUAGCAACUUUAUUCAAAUAGACAUAAAACAGAUGGAGAUUUAAUACAACUUUAUUAAAACGUCAAGAUUUUUGUG
Messenger RNA from Hypanus sabinus (Atlantic stingray), 2628 nucleotides. RefSeq names its product zinc-binding protein A33-like. Gene Ontology annotation, molecular function: protein binding; zinc ion binding. The transcript has 6 exons. The record is from RefSeq and is a predicted model, not a curated record. Lineage: Eukaryota; Metazoa; Chordata; Chondrichthyes; Myliobatiformes; Dasyatidae. Bases 473 to 1909 code for a protein of 478 amino acids.